Messenger RNA from Plodia interpunctella (Indianmeal moth), 1754 nucleotides. Its product is annotated as serine hydrolase-like protein. The record is from RefSeq and is a predicted model, not a curated record. The transcript is spliced from 8 exons. NCBI's taxonomy places the organism in Eukaryota, Metazoa, Arthropoda, Insecta, Lepidoptera, Pyralidae. Bases 106 to 1026 code for a protein of 306 amino acids.
UUUGUUUGUGUGACAUUUUGUUUGUGUUGUACAGUUCAAGUUUCUUACCUAGUUUCGGUGAACUAAACACAAAUUAUCAAGAUCAAAUUUAAUAGUGUGAUAAAUAUGACUUUACCUGAAAAUGAAUGGUUUAUUCAAGCGCCUUGGGGGAGAAUAUGUUUGGUAGCAUGGGGAGACUGCUUCAACCCGCCAGUUCUUCUAGUACACGGGGCCAGAGACACAGCGGCUACGUUCAGACCACUAGUGUCCUUAUUACCUAAUAACUUUUAUUACAUAGCAAUUGAAUUACCGGGCAAUGGCAGGUCAGAUCGGUACCCACCCGGCAUGAUGAUAAGUGUGUAUGAUCUUGUGUACGUCGUCACACUAGUUGUGAGACACUUCAGAUGGGACAAGUUUAUAUUUGUGGGACACUCUAUGGGUACACUUAUUGGUAAAUUGUACAACAUCUCGUACAAGGGGUCAAUAACCAAAAUGGUGGAGUUAGACCCUGUAACAAAAUGGAUUACGGUACCACCUCAUAAAUUUGCAGAUUGGUACCACAAAUAUUUUACCGCUUUCUACGAGCAAUAUGAAAAACUAAACUCGCCUAAGGAAAAAUCGCCAUCUUAUACGUAUCAACAGGCAAUAGACACGUUGAAAGAGGGACGACGUCUGACACAGGAAACAGCAGCGGCCACCGUGGACCGAAUGACAGAACCAGCUGGGAGAGGACGUGUCAAAUUCACGGCCGACCGUCGUUACAAAUUUAUAUCGACCGUUCCAUUCGCGCCUGACCAUCUGAAGCGAGUCUUCACCGGCAUCACCACUCCAACACUGAAUAUAGUCGCAGAGAACUCCCUUAAAAAGGGCUAUUAUAAGGGCGCGGAGUUCUUGUUGGACGAGAGUUGUUUUGCGGGAAAUUACAGGAUCAGAAAGGUGGAUGGGGGUCACGACGUGCAUUUUGUGAAUCCUGAUCGCGUCGCACCGUUUGUCACGCAAUUUUUAUUGUAUGGAGUCGAAGGUGUUAAUGGCAAACCUAAAUUGUAAUUUAUCAGCUUGGAACCAAAUAUAGACAAUAUUUAAUUUAUACAUAUAUCUAACAAGAUUCGGCCCCUGGCUCCGCUCCCGUGGGAAUCGUGAGAAAACCUGCACGCUGGUUGAUUAUUAACUUGUGUGUGAAACACAGAUAUAAGAUCAUUUUUUUAUUACUAUGUAUAUUUUAUACUAUAUUUUAACAUUUGACGACGUCGGUGACGAAGUGGUAUAGUGCUUGCCAUUGAACCGAGAGGUCCCGGGUACGAUCCCCGGUCGGGUCAUGAUGGAAAAUUAUCUUUUUCUGAUUGGCCCGGGUCUUGGAUGUUUAUCUAUAUAUGUAUUUAUUAUAAAAUAUAGUAUCGUUGAGUUAGUAUCCCAUGACACAAGUCUCGAACUUACUUUGGGACUAGCUCAAUCUGUGUGAUUUGUCCUGAUAUAUUUAUUUAAUGUUUUUUUUUAUAUCUGUGGUGUGAAAUGGAGAUGGCAAUGACAGACCUCUCCAUUAUAGUGCCAAGAAAGUUGUUGUGUGUGUUUCAUUCCACGUAACGACCACGACCCUCAGCCAUGAGGAAUACGACUAUGAAGAAGAUAUUAUUGUAACUUUGGGACCUGUAUGUACUUACGUUGUGUGAUAAGUGUUGUAUUUUUUAUUAAUUUGUAUAUUUUGUAUUAUUUGUUAAUAGAUACAAUAUUGGUGGUAGGCUGUUGCAUUUAAUAGUAAAUAUAUUUUAUUUUGUUUA